CAUCACCACCUCCAACUUCUCCUCCUCUUCACAGCUGCAUAUAUAUGUAUAUAAUCACGCAAAUACAAACUCUUUUUUCACUUGGAGCUUAAUAUUUUAUACUUUGCCAUCAAUUGAAGCUAAAAGGUAUAAACACAACGCUCCUUAUUUUAGUAAUAAUCCAAUUUCUCUCUUCUCAAUCUCUCAGUUUCAGAGCUCAGACUUGGUAUCUGAUGGGAAACUGACUGUUUUUCCCCUCGUUAUUGAGAUCGGGUCGGUUGGUAUAAAAUGCGGGUCAAGGAAUUGCAUCCUCUGUGUUGUAUUUCCUUGGAGAGUCCCAACGGUAUCGGGGACCAGUCGCCGGAGACUGCUCCCUGGGCACUGACGAGGGCGAGGAGCUUGCCAGCCACCGCCUUUGCUGGAUCUGACGCUGGAAAUGGUGGCAGGGCGACUGCGGGAUCUGAGGCCACCGUGGCCGGGGUUCUCUACAAGUGGACCAAUUACGGCAAGGGCUGGAGAUCGAGGUGGUUCCUUCUAAGAAACGGAAUCUUGUCGUACUCGAAGAUUCGCCGCCCAGAGAGUUUGAAUCUUCUCCCGCCGUCCGAUGACGUCAGGUUGAUCGGAGAUGUGUCCACAAAUAGGCUCUCGCGGAUGGAUAGUUGCAGCGGUAGACGGAAGCAGCAGAAAACCGUCGGCAUUGUUCAUCUAAAGCAGAUCUCAUCUUUCCGCGAAAGCAAAUCUGACGAUAGGAAGUUUUAUAUAUUUACUGCAACAAAGACUCUUCAUCUAAGAACCGACUCUAGGAGAGAUAGAGCAGCUUGGAUUCAAGCUUUGGUCUCAACUAGAAGCCUCUUCCCUUUAAGAUCGCUGAAUGAUAAUCUCUCACUUCUGCCAAAUAAUUUAUCUAUAUCAACUGAGAGGCUAAAGAAGCGCUUAAUCGAGGAGGGAAUUGGCGAGAACCUUGUAAAGGAUUGCGAACAGAUCAUGCUCUCUGAAUUCUCUGUAAUACAUGGGCAGCUUAAAGUUCUAUGUGAAGAACGUUCAAAUUUGCUAGAUACACUGAGGCAGUUAGAGGCAGCUAAUAUUGAAGCUGAGCAUCAGAUUCAUGAUGGUGACUACCAACUGAGAAAGCACGAGUUUUCCAGUCUAGGGCGUGGAAAGUAUAGUGAAUGCAGCACUACCGAAUCAUCUGAUGAUGUUGAAAAACAAGAGCUGGAGGAUGUGUCUGAUGAGGAUGAAACUUACUUCUAUGAUACAGAAGAGUAUUUUACCGAACCCAAUGUUAGUUGUGGGUCUGUGAUUGGGACUGGUCAUCAUGCAGAGAAGCAUAAAGGAGACAGAAAUCAAUUUUGUAAUGCAGAGAAGAUGCAUACUGAGAAUCAAGAUUGUAAGUCUGGAUAUCCACACAUUGAAAGACGAAAAAAGCUUCCUGAUCCUGUUGAAAAAGAGAAAGGGGUUAGUCUUUGGUCUAUGAUCAAAGAUAACGUUGGAAAAGAUCUUACUAGAGUUUGUCUCCCAGUUUACUUUAAUGAACCAAUAUCAUCCCUUCAGAAAUGCUUUGAAGACUUGGAGUACUCUUAUCUUUUGGACAGAGCAUAUGAAUAUGGAAAAGCAGGUAACAGCCUUCUUAGGGUUCUAAAUGUUGCUGCUUUUGCGGUUUCUGGGUAUGCUUCGUCUGAAGGUCGUCACUGUAAACCUUUCAAUCCUUUACUAGGAGAAACAUAUGAAGCUGACUAUCCUGACAAAGGAGUUCGUUUCUUCUCCGAGAAGGUUAGCCACCACCCAACUCUCAUUGCCUGCCACUGUGAAGGCAAAGGGUGGAAAUUUUGGGGUGACAGCAAUCUCCGUACUAAAUUUUGGGGCCGAUCUAUUCAACUUGAUCCUGUUGGAGUUCUGACUCUAGAAUUUGAUGAUGGAGAAAUAUUCCAGUGGAGCAAGGUUACAACUGCCAUAUACAAUCUUAUCAUUGGAAAAGUGUACUGCGACCACCAUGGUUUAAUGAACAUUCAGGGUAAUCGGCAGCAUUCAUGCAAACUCAAGUUCAAAGAGCAGUCUAUUCUUGACAGAAAUCCUCGCCAGGUUCAUGGAUUUGUUGAAGAUGUUUAUGGGGAAAAGGUUGCCACUGUUUUUGGUAAAUGGGAUGACAGCAUGUAUUACGUAAACGGUGAUGGGAAUGGCAAACCGAAGGAUUGCAGUCCCUCGUCAAAUGCCUCCUUGUUGUGGAAAAGGACUAAUCCUCCUCCUAAUCUUACCCGGUACAACUUAACGUCAUUUGCGAUCACUCUAAAUGAGCUGACAGAAGGACUGCAGGAGAAGCUCCCGCCGACGGACUCUAGACUUAGACCAGAUCAGCGCCACUUGGAGAAUGGAGAAUAUGAGAAAGCAAAUGCGGAGAAGCAACGUUUAGAGAGGAGGCAAAGAAUGUCAAGGAAAUUACAGAAAAUGGGUGGAAACCCAGAUGGUUCCAGAGAGAAAGUGAAGAUGGACCGUUCCGGUAUGUGGGUGGCUAUUGGGAAUCGAGAGAGCAAGGAAAGUGGGAUGGAUGCCCACACAUAUUUGGCGAGUUCACCGCAGAAAUUGCUGAUUCCUCUGAAGGGCGAUGACUAUAAUUUUGGUGCGUAUAUUCUUGAUGCUAACUGGAAAUAUACUUUGCCAAGUGCAGCUCCUUUUGUCUCCAUUUACCUUAUAUGAUGUGUCCUAUUCUGUCACGAACUAUAAGUCCAGAGGCACACUUGUGUUUGAAGUAAAUGAAAUUUGAUAGUCUGCCCAAAUUUUAGGGUCCAUCUACAGUGCCCUCAAGGUUUCAUAUUUAUACACAUUUAAGUGCCGUCGAGGACAAAUAGAAAACUGUAUGCUAACAGUGGAAUAAGUAAAUGUAUUACAUUCAGUUGUAAAAGGAAGUUAUUAUAUUCUGCGUUAGUGUAAACAGACACUAAACUUUACUAUGGAAGGUCAAUCUAGAGCUAUACUUUUUCCAGAUCAAGAUAUAUAGUUAUGUUUUGCCAGUGUUAUGAUAAUUGUUUGUCUUCUGUAUGUGAAAAAAGUGAGUUACAAAGCUGUUAAUGUUAUAGGGGGAA
This is a messenger RNA of Carica papaya (papaya), 3056 nucleotides long. RefSeq names its product OSBP(oxysterol binding protein)-related protein 2A (gene ORP2A). NCBI's taxonomy places the organism in Eukaryota, Viridiplantae, Streptophyta, Magnoliopsida, Brassicales, Caricaceae. Gene Ontology annotation, molecular function: sterol binding. The record is from RefSeq and is a predicted model, not a curated record. Gene Ontology annotation, cellular component: membrane; cytosol.